Messenger RNA from Prionailurus viverrinus (fishing cat), 990 nucleotides. RefSeq names its product olfactory receptor 4M1. The record is from RefSeq and is a predicted model, not a curated record. Gene Ontology annotation, biological process: G protein-coupled receptor signaling pathway. Gene Ontology annotation, molecular function: G protein-coupled receptor activity; olfactory receptor activity. Gene Ontology annotation, cellular component: membrane. Bases 1 to 990 code for a protein of 329 amino acids. NCBI's taxonomy places the organism in Eukaryota, Metazoa, Chordata, Mammalia, Carnivora, Felidae. The transcript is spliced from 2 exons.
AUGGAUGCACACUGCAUUGUUGCCACAUUAUUUUUAAAAAGUGAAGAAAUGGAACCUGCAAAUUACACCAGAGUGACAGAGUUUGUUCUCACUGGCCUAUCCCAGACUCGAGAGGUACAACUAGUCCUAUUUGUUAUAUUUCUAUCCUUCUAUUUGUUCAUCCUUCCAGGAAAUAUUCUUAUUAUUUGCACAAUCAGGCUUGACCCUCAUUUGACCUCACCCAUGUAUUUCCUGUUGGCUAAUCUGGCCUUCCUUGACAUUUGGUACUCCUCCAUCACAGCCCCUAAAAUGCUCAUAGACUUCUUUGUGGAAAGGAAGAGAAUUUCCUUUGGUGGGUGCAUUGCACAGCUCUUUUUCUUGCACUUUGUUGGAGCCUCAGAGAUGUUCCUGCUCACAGUAAUGGCGUUUGACCGCUAUGCUGCUAUCUGCCGUCCUCUCCACUAUGCUACUAUCAUGAAUCGACGUCUCUGCAGUAUCCUGGUGGUUCUCUCCUGGUUGGGGGGCUUUAUUCAUUCUAUAAUACAAGUGGCUCUCAUUGUUCGACUUCCGUUCUGUGGGCCCAAUGAGUUAGACAGUUACUUCUGUGACAUCACGCAGGUUAUCCGGAUUGCCUGUGCCAAUACCUUCCCGGAGGAAUUAGUGAUGAUUUUUAGCAGUGGUCUGAUCUCUGUGGUAUGUUUCAUUGCUCUCUUAAUGUCCUACGCCUUCCUCCUGGCCAUGCUUAAGAAACAUUCAGGCUCAGAUGAGAGUACCAGCCGGGCCAUGUCCACAUGCUAUUCCCACAUCACCAUUGUGGUAUUUAUGUUUGGGCCAUCCAUCUACAUUUAUGCUCGCCCAUUUGACUCUUUUUCCCUAGAUAAAGUGGUGUCAGUGUUCCAUACUGUGAUAUUCCCUUUACUUAAUCCCAUUAUCUAUACCUUGCGAAAUAAGGAAGUAAAGACAGCCAUGAGGAAGUUGGUCAACAGAUAUAUUUUAUGUAAAGAGAAGUGA